GGAAAAUUAGCCUAGGGGGCACUUCCGAGCAAGCGACAGAGCCGAGAGAUUGCGAGGGCCAGGCAGCAAGAGACAAAGAGAAGGGAGGACAUGAGCAAGAGGAAAGGGAGAGGACAGGGGACCAGCUGAGCGCAACCGAGCGAGGGCAGCGCAGACAGGUCCCCCCGGCUGGCGAGAAGACAAAGAAGCAGCCAGCCCCAUGGGGAAAGGGGGGGAGAAAGGCGAGGAGUCGGGGGAGUGCAAGGCGCAGAUCCCCUUCUACACCUGGGAGGAGAUCCAGAAGCACAACCUGAGGACGGACAAGUGGCUGGUGAUAGAGCGCAAGGUGUACAAUGUCACCCAGUGGGCAAACAGGCACCCGGGGGGCCAACGAGUCAUCAGCCACUGCGCCGGGGAAGAUGCCACGGAUGCAUUCCAGGCCUUCCAUAUCAAUCCCACCUUGGUGCAAAAGUUUCUCAAGCCAUUACUUAUCGGAGAGCUUGCUCCAGGGGAACCCAGCCAAGACCGAGAUAAAAAUUCCCAACUGGUGGAGGAUUUCCGGACCCUGAGGAAGACAGCGGAGGACAUGAAUUUAUUCAGAGCAAGCCCUUUGUUCUUCUCUCUUUACUUGGCCCAUAUCAUUGCAAUGGAAGCUUUGGCUUGGCUAAUGGUUUCAUACUUCGGUACCGGGUGGAUCACAACUCUCCUCCUUGCGUUCAUCCUUGCAACUUCCCAGGCCCAGGCAGGGUGGCUGCAACAUGACUUUGGACACCUGUCUGUCUUCAAGAAGUCUUCCUGGAACCACCUCGUCCACAAGUUUGUGAUUGGGCACCUGAAGGGCGCCUCUGCAAACUGGUGGAACCACCGUCACUUCCAACACCAUGCCAAGCCCAACAUAUUCAAGAAAGACCCAGAUGUGAACAUGCUGCAUAUUUUUGUCCUUGGAGAUACACAGCCUGUUGAGUAUGGCAAGAAGAAGCUGAAGUACCUGCCUUACAACCACCAGCAUGAGUACUUCUUCCUCAUCUUCCCACCUCUGCUCAUCCCCGUGUAUUUCCAAAUCCAAAUCAUCUCAACCAUGAUCAAGCGCAGGUUCUGGGCGGACCUAGCCUGGGCCUUCAGCUACUACAUGCGCUAUUUCAUCACAUACAUCCCAUUCUAUGGCGUUCUGGGAUCCCUGUCUCUCCUCACUUUUGUCAGGUUUCUGGAGAGUCACUGGUUUGUGUGGGUCACCCAGAUGAAUCACAUUCCAAUGGAAAUUGAUUUUGAGAAACACAAAGAUUGGCUCAGCUCCCAGUUGGCAGCCACUUGCAACAUCGAGCAGUCCUUUUUCAACGACUGGUUCACUGGGCACCUGAAUUUUCAAAUUGAGCACCACCUGUUUCCGACAAUGCCACGGCACAAUUUCUGGAAAGUUAAACCUUUGGUGAAGUCAUUAUGUGCCAAGUACGGAGUCCAAUAUGAAGAGAAGCCUCUUGGAAAAGCAUUUGUAGACAUAAUUGGGUCCCUAAAGAAAUCUGGAGAUCUAUGGCUGGACGCUUACCUCCAUAAGUGAACAUGAAUCUUAAUGGGGGUGUGAGUGACUGGGAGGGCUAGGGUGGGUGGUGAAGGGGGGGGGGAAUCAUGUGUGUCAUUUACUGCUAGAUUUCAGUCUGUAUCUACGUGCACAGUUUGAGUGGAGUUUCCUGUCUUGUGAACUGCUACUGGUAGGAGCUCAGGCAACUUGUUAAACACAGACAGAUUUAAAACGUGCUCAGCCUAGUCUUCAGAGGAUGAGACCCAGUGCCUGUAUUGCACAAAAUGGAAGGCUGGGGUAGAACGGAGAGGGAGAUUUAAAAAGGGAGCAUUUAACAUCUGCCCUUCACCUUCUCUUCACUAGAGAUUCACUCUAGCUCUACCUAAAACAC
This is a messenger RNA of Oxyura jamaicensis (ruddy duck), 1886 nucleotides long. RefSeq names its product fatty acid desaturase 2 (gene FADS2). Gene Ontology annotation, cellular component: membrane. Bases 200 to 1534 code for a protein of 444 amino acids. Gene Ontology annotation, biological process: lipid metabolic process. Gene Ontology annotation, molecular function: oxidoreductase activity, acting on paired donors, with oxidation of a pair of donors resulting in the reduction of molecular oxygen to two molecules of water. The record is from RefSeq and is a predicted model, not a curated record. The transcript is spliced from 13 exons. Lineage: Eukaryota; Metazoa; Chordata; Aves; Anseriformes; Anatidae.